AUGGCUGGAUUUAGCUGGUAUCUUUCUGAAGGCUUCCAAGUAAUAAUUGAGAAGUCAAAAGAAGCAAAAUGUUCACUAAAAGAUGUACAGCUGCGUUUUUUGUGCCCUGAUGAUUUAGAAGAGGUUAGAUCUCUUUGUAGAGAUUGGUUUCCUAUAGAGUAUCCACAGUCAUGGUACGAGGAUAUUACAUCUUCUGAAAGAUUCUUUGCACUGGCUGCUGUGUAUAAGAGCCAAAUUAUAGGUCUAAUAGUCGCUGAGAUUAAACCAUAUCUUAAACUCAAUGCUGAAGAUAGAGGCAUACUUUCUAGAUGGUUUGCCUCAAAAGACACACUAGUUGCAUAUAUAUUAUCUCUAGGUGUAGUUCGUUCCUACCGUCGCUCAGGGGUAGCAACAUUAUUACUAGAUGUUUUGAUCAACCACCUAGCUGGUCCAGUCCCACAGCCCCCUCAUGAACACAGAGUCAAAGCUAUAUUCUUACAUGUUUUGACAACAAACAAUGAGGCUAUCUUGUUUUAUGAAAAAAGAAGAUUCAGACUCCACUCGUUCCUACCAUAUUACUAUUCAAUAAAAGGCCGCUGUAAAGAUGGUUUCACAUACGUGUACUACGUGAACGGUGGUCACGCGCCGUGGGGACUAUACGACUACGUCAAAUACGUGGCGCGAGCAGCCUGGAGAGGAGGCGGGCUGUACCCAUGGCUGUGGGGGAAACUUCGCACCGCACUCACGAUCGCAUGGCAUAGAGGCCGAAGGACCAAAAGAAUAUAUGCGAGGGCUAGCCCUAAAACUGUAAGGGCUGGGACACCUCACAUUGACGAUGAGCUGAAGCGGGGGUUGGAGUUG
Messenger RNA from Brenthis ino (lesser marbled fritillary), 840 nucleotides. Lineage: Eukaryota; Metazoa; Arthropoda; Insecta; Lepidoptera; Nymphalidae. The record is from the annotation of a GenBank genome assembly.